Molecule: messenger RNA, 4271 nt
Organism: Hippoglossus stenolepis (Pacific halibut)
Lineage: Eukaryota; Metazoa; Chordata; Actinopteri; Pleuronectiformes; Pleuronectidae
Gene: cpxm2
Product: carboxypeptidase X (M14 family), member 2
Exons: 14
Coding region: 460-2685 (741 amino acids)
Biological process (GO): proteolysis
Molecular function (GO): zinc ion binding; metallocarboxypeptidase activity
Source: RefSeq, a predicted model, not a curated record
CCUCAACAUGUCAAUGUGUGUUUCCCAGAGCGAUUUCCAUCCCCAUUUCACUUCUACCCACAGCAACAAAAUAGAUGCUAUGUGUCAGCACAGUGGACUUGUUUGAAUCUAAAAGAGAAGCAGACAAAAGCAGGUUUCUGUUUGAGUCACCUGCCUGCAUCUAAAAGGAGAGAACUGUUCUGUCUGUCUCUCUUUCUCUUCCCUCUCCUCUCCCUCAUCUUCUCUCUGCCUCUCUCCCUCCCUCACUGCAUUUUUCCCAGACUGAGGCUUCCAUGGACCCUCUGGCUCCGCCGCUUUCGUCAGUGACUUGGAGCGCUCUGAGAACUUUGUGAACUCUCCGUGUCGGGACUGGGAAGGGAGAGGAAGGGGAGCAGUUGAUGGGACGCAGCCCGGCAGCAGCGGCAGGCUCCUCUGGAGACGGCAUCAGGACUCUCAGCUGGAGAUAAUCCCCCUCGGGUCAUGACAAGACGGUGCCUCAGCCUCUUAACCCCCCUGGCUCUGCUGGGACUCCUCCUGGGGCUCGCAGACCUCAGCCCCGACGCUGCUGGCGAGGAUGAGGAUUAUUACAUGCAGGAGCUGUUGACAAGGGAGCAGUACAACCAGGUCCAAAUGCUGGAGAAGCCUGUGGCCUCAGUACCUGACAGGCACGAGAACCCAGGCCGCAACCCUGGCAAGAAGGUGCCCAAGGGAAAGGAUCCAACCACAGCUGAUGCAAAACCAGCGAACAACAAGAAAGCGGAGAAGAACAAGAAGAGCAACCUGAACGCCGCAAACAGCUUCUCAGAGGGAGGACAAUACAACUCCAUAAAAGAGGAAUGCCCUCCUAUGGGACUGGAGACGCUGAAGAUUGAUGAUUUCCAGCUUCACGCUUCAAGCACGAAACGCUACGGCCUUGGUGCACACAGAGGUCGCCUUAACAUUCAGGCAGGCAUUUAUGAUGAUGACCUCUAUGCUGGGGCCUGGUGCGCGGGCAGAGACGACCCGCUGCAGUGGUUCGAGGUGGACGCCAGGAGGCUGACCAAGUUCACAGGGGUCAUCACACAAGGCAGGAGCUCCCUCUGGUCGAGUGACUGGGUGACCUCGUACAAAGUCAUGGUGAGCAACGACAGUCACAGCUGGGUAACACUGAAGAACGGCUCCGACGACAUGAUUUUCAGCGCCAACCGGGAAAAGGAGAUCCCCGUGCGGAACAUCUUCCAGGCGCCGGUGGUCGCCCGAUACAUCCGAGUCAACCCUCUCUCCUGGUUCAACAACGGCAACAUCUGCAUGAGAGUGGAGAUCCUUGGCUGUCCUAUGCCAGAUCCAAACAAUUACUACCACAGACGCAAUGAAGUCAUAACAUCGGACGACUUGGACUUCAGACACCACAGCUACAAAGAGAUGAGGCAGAUGAUGAAGGUGGUAAACGAGAUGUGCCCCAACGUCACCCGGAUCUACAACAUAGGAAAGAGCCAAAAUGGCCUCAAGCUUUACGCCAUAGAGAUUUCUGACAACCCUGGAGAGCAUGAAGUUGGUGAACCGGAGUUUCGGUACACAGCCGGUUCCCAUGGUAACGAGGUGCUGGGCCGAGAGCUGCUCCUCCUGCUGAUGCAGUUCAUGUGCCUGGAGUAUUUGUCUGGCAACCAGCGGAUCCGUCACCUGGUGGAGGAGACCAGAAUCCAUCUAUUACCAUCUGUCAACCCCGAUGGGUACGAGAAAGCCUUUGAAGCGGGCUCUGAGCUCAGUGGCUGGUCUCUGGGUCGAUGGAGCUCUGACGGAAUAGACAUUCACCAUAACUUCCCCGACCUCAACUCCAUACUGUGGGAGGCCGAGGCCAAGAAAUGGAUCCCUCGCAAAAUGUUCAACCACCACGUGCCAACCCCCGACUGGUACCAGUCCUCAAAUGCCUCGGUUGCCAUGGAGACGCGGGCUCUGAUAGCGUGGAUGGAGAAGAUGCCCUUUGUGCUGGGCAGCAACCUUCAGGGAGGGGAGCUGGUGGUGACCUUCCCCUACGACAAAACCCGCUCCCCGGGGGUGACCAGGGAGCAGACCGCCACCCCGGAUGACCACGUGUUCCGCUGGCUGGCCUUCUCCUACGCGUCCACCCACCGCCUGAUGACUGAUGCCAACCGACGGGUCUGCCACAUGGAAGACUUUGCCAAGGAGGACGGCACCAUCAACGGAGCGUCCUGGCACACUGCGGCUGGCAGUAUGAAUGACUUCAGCUACUUGCACACUAACUGCUUCGAGUUGUCGAUGUACGUGGGUUGUGACAAAUUCCCUCAUGAGAGCGAACUGCCUGAGGAGUGGGAGAACAACCGCGAGUCUCUUCUCGUCUUCAUGGAGCAGGUGCAUCGUGGGGUCAAAGGUGUCGUGAGGGACCUGCAAGGUCGUCCAAUAGCUAAUGCUACCAUCUCUGUGGAGGGCAUCAGCCACGAUAUCCGCACAGCUGCCGACGGUGACUACUGGCGCUUGCUGAACCCCGGCGAGUACAGAGUAUCAGCCAGGGCGGUGGGCUACAGCCUCCUCAGCAAGAAGUGCGAGGUGGGCUACGAGAUGGGCGCCACCAGGUGCGACUUCACCCUCGGGCGCACCAACCUUUCACGAAUCAAAGAAAUAAUGGAGAAGUUCAACAAGCAGCCCAUCAGAGUGCCCAUAAGGCAGCCUCAAGCUUACAGGUCCAGGGCGAGACGUUUGGGAACAUAAAGACUGAACGUGGAAACCAGAGGAAGAAUUCAAAACAAAUACCAGUUCUGAUCAGACCGGGGCUUGGACCUCUGUCAGAUCCCUCCAUAGUGCUGACAGCACUAUGGAGGGAUGCUUUUUGGUUUUGUACCCAGGAGUAAGCUCAUGUGGUCACGUCAACUUUUCUUGAUAUCCACUGUAAAGGUAAAGGUAUUUCAUUCUUUCAAAUUUAUUCAAUCCCCUUUUCUCAAUCUGUGAUAAAUAUUGAUAAUUACUUGUGGCGUCAACUAUAAAUAAAUAAAUAUUGAUUAUAUAUAGUGAUUUCAUCAAUUUAUUUUUCUACAUAAAAUAAAAUUGAACUACAAUUUGAUCAUGACUUCUGUACAUAUAUUAACUUAUGUAACACAGCUAUGUAAACCAUUACUUUUAAGCUUUAUUACCUGCACUUGAAUGAAGCUUGUGGACUCAGUGACCUUUUGUGUGUCACUGAUUUUAUUUUAAAUAAACUAUGGUUUUGGCAAGUUAUUAAAUAAAGAACUUUUUUGCACAGAUUGAACGUCUGUGGCUGCUCAUGUGUACAGUGCGGAUUUGACUCAUGAACGCUGGAAGAUUUUGGGCCUCGACCCAAUCCCCUCUCCAAGCUCUGCAGGCAGUUUGCAUGGCUUGGUUUUUGCUUUGCAUUGUCAGUUAGUAGAAGUAACUUCUAAAAUGUAUUUCACUACAGAUUACACAUACACUUAAAUGUUAUUUGUAAUAUAUUCCAUUAGAUUAGUCAAAAGGGGGUAAGAUAUUUUAAAAUACAGUUGAUAACUUCAAUAUUAAGUUAUUAAUUAUUGCAUGUAACACUGUGAAUUGUCGGAGUUAGGGUUGUGAUUUGCAGGAGGACCCAAAAAUGCAGGAGUAAAGAAAAAUAACUAAACGUGUCCUUUAAUAAAGAUAAAGGGUAUUUACAAAAACAAAGUCUAAAAAUGCACUAACAGAAAAGCACUGGAAACCAAAAAACGCUGGCAAAAGGCAAAACUGAAAAAAACAUGGAAAACACUAGGAUACAAGAAGACACUGGGAACAUGAAGAAGACACAGGAAAAGAGACAGCUGCCGACAAAGAGACCAAGACAAAGAGAAUCACAGACACUUAUAUACUCAGGGGAGGCGGGAUAAUUGGACACAGGUGAAACACAUGAGGAACACGUGCAGACAAUCACAGGGCCGGGAAACAGCACUAAGACAGGAAGUCAAGUUAGAAAUACACAAGGAGCAAAACUUCAAAAUAAAACAGGAAACACAGCUGUCCUCAUCUGCUUAGCAAGCUGUAGCUACUACAUAGCUAUUUAAAAGUGAACAUUCAACUAUACAUCAACUGGUUUUAUAUUUGGUGAAUAAUGCAGACUUUUCUAAAUACGUAACUAGCGCUAUAUACAGACAAAUAUCUGCUUAUUGUCCAAUCAAAUGAAUGUACCACAGGUGGACUGUAGCCCAAUCGAUGUGCGGAAAAGGGGAAAUGGGAGGAGCUUAUUUUCAAGUGCCAUUGCAAAAGUUCUGAAUGUUUAUGUCAAUGUCAUAUUCCAGUUUUUCCUUUUUAAUAAAUCUGCAAAAUAAAAUCUAAAA